Messenger RNA from Gongylonema pulchrum, 375 nucleotides. The record is from the annotation of a GenBank genome assembly. NCBI's taxonomy places the organism in Eukaryota, Metazoa, Nematoda, Chromadorea, Rhabditida, Gongylonematidae.
GGCCGGAUUGUAAUGUGCGGAAGCAGUUGCAUGCUAUUUGCGAUACCUGGCUAUGGUCCUUAUGCUUCCUCGAAGGCUGCUCUCGGAGCAUACACUGAUGUCAUCAUGAUAAUGCCAGGUUCGUUUGAAAGUGGUAUGCAGGACACAGGCAGGUUACUGCGAAUGAUGGAUAACGUCUGGAAUCGAUCGUCGCAGGAAAUUCGCAACGAAUAUGGCAGUGAUUAUAAUGAUAAAGCGAAAGCAGUCGUCAAACAGCUACAGUCAAAAUUGAUAGCGAAGGAUAUCACGUGGGUAAUCGAAGCAUACUAUGAAGCUAUUGCAGCUAAGCGGCCAAAAUUGUUGUAUAGAAUUGGUUGGGAUGCCGUGCUAUUGUAA